AUGAGUGUGAGUGUCGAAGACGUUUCUAGUCCUCUAUCUGAAGGGCAGAGCAGUGUUCUGGAUGAUGAAACGAAAUCCGAAGCUGAGAAUAAAAGCGAGGAUGUUGAGGCAGGUCAGAAAUCGGAGCCCACUACCCCUAAACCACAUCCUAUGGCGUUUACGAUCGACUUUGGACAGGCGAAACAGUUCGAUAAUCGUAGACUGGAGGAGCUAGCUAAGAAAUCACAGGCUAGACAUCAAAGAGUGCAAUCCAUGUCCGCGGGUCAGUCUAGACAGAGUCCGAUAUCUCAUAGACCACCUAUGAGCGGUAAAUUACCCAGAAAAGCCCAGGGUUACAAUUCAGAAGGCUACUUCUCGUCAGAUCAGGAAGACAGCGGCGUGUCGAGUUCCGUUAAACUCCGUAGUAGCCCACUAGCUGCAGAUAGACCGAAAAUAACAAGCCCGAUAACAAACAGACUAAUACGUUCGCCAGUAAACGAAAGUAAGCUUAUGUCCAAAAGUCCUAUAGUUGAUAGCAUAAUGUCCAGAAGUGAUAACUACACGCACACUCUCAAUCUACCCUUGAAAAACGCCAAUAGUUCCUACUUGAAAGACGUCCAUAGAUCGCCAAGUUACGGUAACAUCAAUUGUAAUAAACUACCCAUGGAUAUAAUAGAUGCUAGCCCCGAGGGUGCGAUGUUAACUGACAUAUCUAGUCCCGAAUUAGACAUUCUAACUCCCGAUAAUGGGUUGUCAACCCCUGAACACUCAAAGAGUCCGCUACGAAAGAGUAGAGCCUCAUCAGCAACCCCCGAUUUAUUAUUCAGGAAAUGCCCCCAGAAAUCUGAACCGUUGUACAUUGAUGAUGAAGUAGAUGGAGAAUCAAACCAUUCAUCAACAGGGACAUACACUAUCGAGUGUGAUAAUUAUACCGAGGAGCAAAAAGCUAGAAUGAGUAUUGAUAGAACUUUUGGUGUUGAACAACCGAUUUCUGUGCCGGAUACAUUGACAUGUACUUCAGUGGACCGAGAUCCUGAAAUAAUAUUUGACUUCCCAAAUCCUAGAGUCAUUACAAAAGAGCCAAGACGAGAUGUAUGUCUUCGGAAUCCGGUUACAAGCAAAGCUGAUAAUGUACAAAAUAAAAUAUCAAACGAUCGGAACGUUCUAGAAAUAUCAUGUUGUUACGAAUCUCCCAAUGAUGAUCUAGCUCUCCAAACCUCAAAACAAAUCAAAUCUACUAGAAGCUAUUUGGAGAAGAUAAAGAAUAGAGUUAGGACAAUAACGGAGAAGACCUUCUCCAAGUCGCCUCCGAAGUACGAAGAAGAUGCUGAUCUCGGUACAUUCACAUCGGUCACAACUUCUGGAGUACUCAGCUCUAAAUAUCCAAUCAAAGUUGAAAUGCCAAGUAGAAGGCGCUGUAGUCUAACAAAAUCAGAAAUCGAUAGAACAGAUUACAUACACCGUUUAUCAAGAGAAUCAUCGGUGCCUGUGAAUUUACCGAGCAACAAGAACAUUCUAGAAGACACGAAAUUCGAGAGCACAGCACUGAAAAACGCCCAGAAAGCUCUUAAAGAUGAUGUCAAUUUAACAUCGGAUCCACUCGUCGGAAAACUUUCCUAUCUAAGUUUGAACCGAUGUAAAGGUGACAAGACUUGGAUUCAGGAUUGGGCGGAUAGUGUGAAGAAAUAUAACAAUAAUGUGCUUCCCGAUGAAGCAGAUCUCAAUACCACCUUCUCCAUAGAAGAUCGUCCUCCAAUAAGUCCUAGAUUGAUACCGACAAAACCCCGAAGCCCGCAUGGCACACCGACAAAGAUCCCGAGCCCGGUUGGGACUCUUCUACAUCGUAGGACUCCGGACCUCAUCCCGCCUCAAGACACGGAAUCAUAUUUGGUGAAGACGCAAAAUGCUAUCACGAAUUUACAAGCUAAGCUGCACUCCACUAAGAAUACUUACAUUCCAAAUCAGCUGACUACAAGUCUUGUCAGCGAAAAAACACUAGUAUCAAGACUUCCACUAUCUCAGCUCAGCAGAUCCAAUUCGCUAAACUAUCGUCUUAGACGGAAGGAAACUUCCGGCGGAAGUAGUCCACUAAGAAGUCCCGGACACUACGUCAUCACCGGUUCCGCUAAAGUGCCAGAAACAAACAAAAUUCUCAUCAACAGCGCCACGAGAUCACUAGAACAAGACACAAGGCAUGACUCCAAUAUGAACAGCCCGUGCUCAGAAAGAGGUCUACUUAGUAAUAGUUCCGAUGACAAAACUCUAUCACACACACCGUACGAUGUGCACACAACACCGAACAGAAAAACGCACACACGUCAUAGAUCCUUCGACGGGAAGAAUCCUAUAGAAUACUUCCCGAGCGACAUAAACAACGCGAAUCAAAACGUAACCCUCAAACACGUCUUAAAAAAUAAUGCCAUAGACAGCAAAACACAUAGAAUCGAUCCAACGCGUUGCCAAGAUACCAAGAAGACUCAUAUAAGAGUUCUAACUGAUGGUAAAAAACCGUAUACAUCGAUCAAACGAUCUAGUUCAUUUAGCACCGUCAAUAGAAACAAUAAUUUAGACCCAAGAUUUACUUCUAGAAGAUCAAGUGGACAGUCCGAAGAAUAUAAGGACUAUUCAGACGAAUCUGACAACGGAUCGUUCGCUAAAACACAAGAUGUUAGACUCAAAAGACCAUUGCAUAGAGAUAGAAUGGACUAUGACGUAAAAUCUAUAGUCCCAUCGAAUUCGCCAAGAUGUCCAAAUACACCAGAAAUGCAGAGAAAAUUUGGUCCGGGGCUAGUGAGGGCGUCUGUUCGGCAUAAAGACCAAAAUACGCGAAUGUCGGAACCACCAAUGUCUAGGGAAGAGAAAAAACCUGUUAAUCAUCAAAGUAGAAGGAUUACUGAACCAACCAGACAAGCAGUUCUGAAUAGAUUGACCAAAUCCAGGUCUUCAACGAGAGAAGUUCAUACAAAACCUCAGGAGAAAGGCCAAAAGAAGCCAAGUCACCGUUCAACAUCCGGUUUAGCGUCAAAAGAAGUGGAAUUCUCCAAUUGGAAGAAGCGUUCCUCAUAUGAUCCUAUGAAAUCUGCCCAAGAGGGUAGGAAGAAGCAGCAAAUGGUCAGGAAACAGGAGUAUAAUAAAGAUGAUCUUAGCUCACCCAGCCACUCGUCGCCGGUUCAUCGUUCCCAGUCGUUCCACAACCACAUGUUGGACUACUCGUCGGAAGAGGAAACUCCCGUCGAAAUGAUCACCUCCACACAUUCCGACAUGCUCGGUCUGGAUUUGAGGAGGGAACUCGUCGUAAGUUACCAGGUUAAUCCUCCACAAGAGAAAAUCAAACGUCGUGAACAAAAAACUAAGAAAGAUAUUCAAGAUUUAUCAGACAAAAGGAAAACAUUUAUUGUUGAUUCAGAUACAAACUCAACGACAAACGGCAGUAGUCCUAGAACAUCAGUUUUCAGUCAUAAGAGUGAUACAGAAGACAGCGGGCCGGAAAGUGCGCCCGUUAUGAGGCAAGGGAGGAAAAUACAGCAAAAACAGAGGUACAGCGGUGAUUUUUCAAUGUCCUCAUCAACGACCUCUGUUAGCAAGAAACCCAAAGAAUCAAUACAGCCGAGGUAUCUGGAUAUAUCAAAAUACAAAUCGGAAAACUCACCCAAGAAUUUCCUCAGAAGAGAUCCAAGCAAGACAUACAUCGGUGUACUAAAUAAUAGUGAUAAGAAAGAAAUUAGCAAAGGAAGUGCACAACACUAUGAAAUGGAACAAAAGAAACAGGAACUUGAGAAGUGGAAGCGAAGAGCGUCGUACGACCCUAGGAAGGCUGCGGCCGCGGAUAGGGGGAGCCGAAAUACGAGUAACGUAUUACGUUCCCAAUCUUUCCACGGGCCGGUCUUGUCGCCGUCCGUACGUUAUCAACCGCAGCCGAUCAACGAGACAUACGACGCCUCCAGCGACAACGAUUUCUGA
Messenger RNA from Danaus chrysippus (African queen), 3939 nucleotides. The record is from the annotation of a GenBank genome assembly. Lineage: Eukaryota; Metazoa; Arthropoda; Insecta; Lepidoptera; Nymphalidae.